CUCAUACACGUGCUCACUGGCAUCCACGGGGAUUCCAGGAAAUAUUCGCCAAAAAAUUACAGAGAAAGAGAGAGAAGAGAGAGGAAGAGAGAGAAGAGAGAGGAGAGAGAUCCCUGCCAUCCUUUACCAAGAGGGAGAGAUUCCGAGCUCAUUCCCAGCUUACACAAGAGAGAAAGAGAGGAAAAAGAGAACCCCUUGAAGAGAGAGAGGAGGUUCCCAGAAGAUGGAAGAAACGUUCAGAAAUGCAUCCAGCUCUCGACAAAACGAUCCAAAACCAUCAAGCCUAGACUUUUGCGCUUUCCCAUCUGACGUCCAGGCAUGUAUUCUCUCAAUUCUCUCACCUGCCGAUAUCUUCUCUUUCUCCUGUGCCUGUAAACGCUUCUCUACUCUGUGCUCUGAUGAAGCCAUAACGUGGCGAGCGAUUUGCCAUAGGAGAUGGGGAUCAAAAACCCAAAUUGAGAAAUGGGGCGAUGGCCAGAUUAGCUAUAAACUUCUCUACAAAACCCUAGAGAAAUGGGAGAACCUUAUUGGGUUUUGGAGGAUAAUUGGCCAAGAAAACGGCCCUCUGGUUAUGUUCGAUUGGGGUGCGUUUUGUCUCACUGGUUCUAGGGUUUCAUCUCUCGGGUGUUGCUCUUACGAGGUUCGAAAGGUCCCCUUUCUCUGGUUGGGUCUUUCUCAUGAUGCCUCACCUUUGAAUUUUUUCGAUCCAGAGUAUGGCCAUGUACAAGAUGCCUGCAAGCCUGAACAGGAAUUAGGGUUUUCUGAAGAUGGGAGUUUUAAGAGAGAAAAAGCUCAGUCCUUUCUGAAUUCUAAUAAGAACUUGGACCCAGAAGCCAUCGAAGAGGUUCUUGGGUUAUCCAUGAUAAAUGUUAACUUUGUGGGUAACAAUCACAUUGUGAUUGAGAGGAGAGAGAAUUAUACUCCCUUUUCGUCUGCCAUGUCUAUUAGGCACAGUUGGUCUCCAAGCGAAGAAAAGCGAGUUUGUCGAAGCAUGAGUUCUUAUGAUAUUAGUGGGAAUAAUUUGCGUGAUGAAGAUACUGCUGAUCUAUCGGGGAGCUUGCCUGAUAACUUGCAGUCUGAGAUUUAUCAGUAUUUUGCUAACAGGACUAGCCCUGUUGGGGACCGGGCUUCGAGAAGGCAGAGGAGGAGGGAGAAGGAAAGGUCAUUUGGAAGGGGACAAAGGAAAUCGGAAGCUGAGCAUUUCGUAAAGAUAGUUGAUUGUUAUCCUACCCGUGAUCGUCCUCUACAAGGAUUAUGGAAGGGAACAUCUGAUUGUGCAGGACUGAACUUUUAUCUUGUGACAUAUGAUGACAUUGGAGGCAUAGCUUGUAGAAGGGUAGGGAGCACUGUGCAACCUUACUGUUCCCCAGUUUUCUGGACCUCAAAUUCUACAUUUCUGGAGUCACCUCUCUCUCAGGAAGAAGAGGGUAUAUAUAUUGAACGUGUUCAUGGCCAGACCUGUGCCCACCAAUCUCAUGGGCAUUCACCUUCCUUUGCUGAGAAUGAGGUAGUCUCUCGCAUCCUUUAUAUCAAUUCAAGUUACGCGCUGGUCAUGCCUGAUCUCAUUGAUCGUGUUGCCCAUCCUCGAGAUUUUGAAGGAAGAGUUUGGUUGUAUGCUAAUGGAACAAUGGGAUUUGGUUUUUUGCGAGAUAAUUACAUCACACAAUUGAAGCAUCUUGCUUUUGAUGGUCUCCUUCUGGAUAUGGUGGAAGAAGGAAGCUAACCCAGGUCAUUCUCCUCGAGAAAUGGAAUCUCUGUACAUAAUAAUAUUAGGUUCGACUUGUGCAUUAUAGCUGCUUCAUUUUUAUGUUUUCUUAUUUAGCACUAGCAGAAGUAAUACGGCAUUUCAACUCAAGAGUUGAAGCACAUUGCUUCGCCAUGUACGGUCAUGGUCUCCUGGCUAUUAUCCAUCUCAAUCACUGGUCGUAUGUGCAAUGUAAGUUAUUCAUGUUAGGUGGUUGAUUUUUAGUGCAAUGCUUUGGGCUUAUCUAUAUGUUGUGCUAGCUUUAUCUUUAUGAUCGCAUCGUUAUUUUCUUUUGGGAUGAAAACAUUUUGGACCUACUAUGGGUCUUUUUUCCCUUGCUGAUAAAUUCCCUUUUAUGAUAGCUCUUUAUUGGUUGCCCUUCUCUUCUCUUGGUACAUCUGAUUUAGACCAAAACCAUUACUCUUUAUCAUUUUGUAGGCAUCCUAAUGGAUAUUUUCUUCAUAGGCAUCAUGCUACUUACUCGUGUGAAUAUGUUUAAUUUGUUCUCUUCCAGGGUGGUGGUGUUUGUAUUUUUGGUGAUAAGUCUAUCUUCUUCAAUGAGAUUUUGGCAAGAAAUUGAAAGUACGUGUCAUUUAAUUAUAUAAUAUAUUGGGGUGUCAUCUGUAUUCCCUCUAACUAUUCACAGUAAUUUAUUGACAUAUACCUUGAAAAUAUAUUCCUAUCUAAUGGAUCUAUUAAAGCAGAGUGGUUGCUAAAUUUUUUGUUAAGUGAAAAGUGACAUACCAUGGAAGCUAAUUUAUGUAAUGAAAUGCUCAGAACAUUUAAGUACAUUUGUAGGGAUUUGAGGCUUGAGGAUGGAUCUAUUUAAAUUAGAACUUGUUUUCUUAUAUUUUUAAUCCUCUUAUGAAAUCAAAAAGUGAAAAAAAGGAAACAGAAAGGGGUGCUUUAUCAUCUUUAUGUAAGAAAUUUUGUUGAUUCUGGCAUGGAAUGCGUACACCGAGUUGUUGCCCCAGUUGCAUAGAAGCUGAGACAAGUACACGGCUGCGUCAUCCGAGUGGGAAGUUCCCCCCGAGAGUGAAACUUCUUUACCUUCUGCAUCUCUUGAGUACCUUGGCUUCAUGUUGGCAAUAUUAAGAUUAUGGUGAGCUGAUAUUACUGCUUCAACCAUCUCAUUUAUGACAUCUAUAUCGUUUUACUGAACACGCUUGCAAUGCUGCCCACCUUAUUUUAUUAGUUGGUCGUCUUCCUUUAGUGGUCUCAUGAGUUGCCUUUGAAUAAUCUAUCACACAUCAACUGGACUCGCUAUCAGCCUCAAAGAAAUUGCAUCUCCCAGCUUUUCACAAAGACCUUCUACCCCUAAUUUAGUGGAUAUUCUCAGGGGCGAGACUGUCAAUGUUGUUUCGGAACACCCCCUAAAAGGGUGCUGCUUGGGUACUCUUAAUCUGCAAAUUUCAUCUCAUUUCACUGUCAACACACAAUCCAAGUCUUUUGCUUUUCUCUCAUGGUGCUCUUCAAUGACUAGAGUGAAACCCUGCUGAAAUCCUUUUUUUUUUUUCCUUGUGAAAUACUGCAAUAAGUAGCUGAGGAUACACCUCUGCAGUGGAUUUCCAGUCCAUUAAAGGGAGACAACUAAAUAUGACCAAUAAAGAUGGGAAUGAGCCAGAGGAACCCAAAGAUUAACAAACUGGGGCAAUGUGUUUUUGGGCCCCCUCAACCCUUCUGCAAGUUAUAAGUCUAAUGUCAUAUGUUGACACAAGAUAAAAGUUUCAACCCUGAAGGACAAAACAAUGGUAUGAACUCAGAAAUCCAAGCUGGAGAGAGAUUGUACUGAUAAACUGAUAGAGCAAAAUGAAGGCUUCUUUGACAUCAACAUUUCAAGAACUUGUGACUCUUGGAUCUCAAAGAGCAGAAGGAGAUUUGUUGUAAUUUAUAAACGAGGGUAUUCGCCUUUGACCACUA
Molecule: messenger RNA, 3664 nt
Organism: Amborella trichopoda
Lineage: Eukaryota; Viridiplantae; Streptophyta; Magnoliopsida; Amborellales; Amborellaceae
Product: F-box family protein
Biological process (GO): SCF-dependent proteasomal ubiquitin-dependent protein catabolic process; gibberellic acid mediated signaling pathway
Cellular component (GO): cytoplasm; SCF ubiquitin ligase complex
Molecular function (GO): protein binding
Source: RefSeq, a predicted model, not a curated record